Molecule: messenger RNA, 1707 nt
Organism: Microdochium trichocladiopsis
Lineage: Eukaryota; Fungi; Ascomycota; Sordariomycetes; Xylariales; Microdochiaceae
Product: POT family-domain-containing protein
Exons: 6
Coding region: 1-1707 (568 amino acids)
Biological process (GO): oligopeptide transport; transmembrane transport
Cellular component (GO): plasma membrane; fungal-type vacuole
Molecular function (GO): tripeptide transmembrane transporter activity; dipeptide transmembrane transporter activity
Source: RefSeq, a predicted model, not a curated record
AUGUCGUCUGCCUUCCACGAUGACGGAUCGCAACUUCGUGGGCAUGGGUCCACGGUCACGCGAGUUGCUGCUCCGCGUGAACAAUACAACGAGGACGACGCAGAGCACCGCCAGCUCCGUCGAGUCCGAGGACCUCUGCCAUGGCUACUGUUCGCUGUCUGCGUUCUCGAGAUGGGAGAGCGUUUUGUGUACAUUGGUCUGAGCGGGCCUCUGCAGAAUUACAUACAAAUCCCGUAUCCCAGCAGCAACGGUGUGCCUGGUGCCCUAGGCCGGGGCCAGUCAACUGGUGCCGCGCUUGGAAACUUCUUCAAGUUUUGGGCCUACUUAUGUACGGUCUUUGGAGCUAUUGUCGCCGAUCAGUAUCUCGGCAAGUUCAAGACAAUCAUUUGCUCGGUGCCCAUCUACGUCAUCGGCAUGGUGAUUCUCGUGGCUACCUCGACUCCUGCCGGCAUAACUUCUGGCGCAGCCAUGGGCGGGCUCAUUGCCAUGAUGAUUCUCGUCGGCCUCGGCACGGGUGGCCUGAAAUCCUGCAUCGCGCCACUGUCCGCCGAGCAGAACACUUCGUUCAAGUCUUAUAUCAAGAUGACCAAAUCUGGCGAGCGCGUCGUGGUCGAUGCGCAGCUGACGAAUGCCAGUAUCUUCAUGUGGUACUACUGGGCAGCCAAUGUUGGAUCUCUCGCAAGUCUGAUCACGACUAGUGUCGAAAAGGCGCAUUCUUUCUGGGUCGCUUAUCUGAUCCCUCUCGUUGUCUUCCUCAUGACCUUCGGCGUGUUCAUGUUCUUCAGCCGGCGUCUCACCACCGCACCAGCGCAAGGUUCCGCGAUUAUCGACGCCUUCAAGACGACCGCCAUCGCCAUCCGGGAGCGCGGCUUCGAGAACGCAAAGCCCUCCGCCCUCGCCGCCCGACGACGCCUCGAGAAGUACGCCUUCGCACGCGCCAACGAUCGGUACACCGACAGCUACGUGUCCGAGAUUCGCAGCGGCAUUGGUGCGUGCAAGUACUUUGUCCUGUUUCCCGUAUACUUUGUCGUCUGGAUCCAGGCUUUUUCAAACCUGGUGGCGCAGGCCGGGUCGAUGAAGCUGGGGGGCACGCCGAACGACUUGAUGCAGAGCCUCGAGACUAUCUUUAUGCUUGCAUUCAUCCCGCUACUUGACAUCAUCAUCUACCCCUUCCUCCGCAAGCAGUGGGGCAUCCACCUGAACCCGAUCCUGCGUAUAUUUCUGGGCUUCAUCAUGGCCGCGCUGGCCAUGACGUACUGCUGCGUGCUGCAGCACUUCAUCUACGCCUCGCCCGAGGAGAACAGCAUCGACGUGUGGCUGCAGACGCCCGCGUGGAUCUUCAUGGCGCUGUCCGAGAUUUGGGUCGUCGUCACGGGGCUCGAGGUCGCGUUCCUCAAGGCACCAGAGUCGUUGAGGGCGUUCAUCUCGUCCAUGUUCUGGUUGACCAUUGCGUUUGGGGCUGCGGUUGGCAUCGGCCUGUCGCCUGUGAGCAAGGACCCGUACAUGGUGUGGCUUUAUGGCGGGAUCGCUGUCGCGGCGUUCGUGUCGGGCGUACUCUUCUACUUGUGGUUUAGGAAUGAUAUUGCCAACGGCAUUGUUCCAGCCGGGGAGGUGAGUGCGCUCACGGGAGUCGAGGUAGAGAAGGUGAAGGGGAUCGAGGCGGGCAAGGUGUCUGUUGGCGGCGACAAGCCGCCUCUGGCAGCCUGA